CACUCCUCCCUUUACCUAUUGUGGGAUGGAUUGUUUUGGUCCUUUCUACGUCAAGGAAGGAAGAAAGGAGUUAAAGCGCUACGGUCUGCUACUCACCUGUUUGUGUUCUCGCGCCGUACACAUAGAGCUACUUGAUGACAUGACUACUGACGCUUUUAUCAAUGCGCUCCGCGCAUUCAUCGCUCUACGAGGAAAUGUUCGACAACUUCGAUCAGACCAAGGUACGAACUUUGUGGGUGCGAGACGCGAGUUCCUUGAAGCUGUAAAAGAGAUGGAUCAAGAGAGCCUAAAAGAACUUGGCUGUGAGUUUGUGAUGAACACUCCUUCUGCAAGCCACAUGGGCGGCGCCUGGGAAAGGCACAUCAGGACCAUUAGGAGUGUGCUGACAUCCAUCCUGGAUCAGUCUUCUCGAAGACUGGAUAGCUCAUCUUUGAGGACUUACCUGUACGAGGUAAUGGCAAUCAUAAACAGCAGACCUCUAACUACUCACCUUCUCAAUGAUCCCACAGGGCCACAGCCUCUAACGCCUAAUCACAUUUUGACGAUGAAAUCCUCGAUAGUCCUGUCUCCUCCUGGAAAGUUUGUGAAGGAAGACCUGUACUUACGGAAAAGAUGGCGUAGAGUGCAAUACUUAACUGAAGAAUUCUGGUCCCGAUGGAAGAAAGAGUACCUGUUGAAUCUACAACAGAGAGAAAAAUGGAACAAGACGAAGAGAAAUGCAAAGAUCAAUGACAUAGUGAUUAUAAAGGAUGAAAAUACACCAAGAAAUGAAUGGAAGCUGGCUAAGGUCACACAAGUGUACCCAAGUGAAGAUGGUCAUGUGAGGAAGAUACAGUUAUUGAUCAGCGACUCAGAACUAAAUGACACUGGAAAACGAGUCAACAAGCAAACCUACCUGGAGAGACCUAUACAUAAGACUGUGACCUUGCUUGAAGCAGAAUGAGAGCCUCCAGUCUACCCUCUCUAGAGCUCCCCUCCCUAGCGCCAGCUAGCUUAUGACCUAAUCCUUAGUUAUAGUUACCUCAAUUAUACUUACCUCAGUUAUACUUACCCUUUUUCUCUUAGUCCUACUCAUCUCAGAUAGUUGAAGAAAAUCACAAGUGAUUUGGUGGGAGUGUAGCUGCCAUAAGAAAAUGCACUGAUAUGUAACGUUUUGAGCUAAGCUCUGUUUCCAAGUGGGAACCAAUUUUAGUUUUUGUGUUAGCGGUUCCUUUUUGUGAGUUACACAAGGGCGAGUGUGUCUGAUUUUGAGCCACCGGGUGGCGACGUUUUCCGUUUGCAUAAGCAAGUGAUGAAGAAGGCAAGGAAUGCUUAUUUAGUUUCCUUUAUGAUAGCAUUUUUGUUUAUUGGUGAAACCGGAGUUUUGAAGACCUGUAUUGUCAAGAUUUACGUUUUUCUUCGUUUUCUCCCUCGAGCAAAUGCGGCAAUGAGGUAAUCCUUAGAUGUUAGCCAUGCUAUGUUAUGUUAGCAAGAACAUGACGAAUGUGUUUUAAGUGCAUGAGCAGAUUUAAGUUAUUUUGUGUGUAACGUUUAUUGUUCUCUGUGAGAACUUUUUAUGUUAAUAGUCUUUAUCAGGGAUUGAA
This is a messenger RNA of Syngnathus acus (greater pipefish), 1583 nucleotides long. RefSeq lists its product as uncharacterized. The transcript has 2 exons. Bases 26 to 943 code for a protein of 305 amino acids. Gene Ontology annotation, biological process: DNA integration. Gene Ontology annotation, molecular function: nucleic acid binding. NCBI's taxonomy places the organism in Eukaryota, Metazoa, Chordata, Actinopteri, Syngnathiformes, Syngnathidae. The record is from RefSeq and is a predicted model, not a curated record.